AACUUGGAAUGGAUGUUACAAGUUUGAGCCUGCAGCAUCUCUCUCUAUCAAGCUUCCAGAAAAAAGUCAUGCGCUUGUCUAUUACCCAGCGAUGUUUUCGAGCUACAAUUUGAACACACGUGGAAAGUUUUAUAGCAAGUGGAAGUAGGAACGGUUCAUUUUCCUCAAGUUUUGCGAUGGGAUCGAAGUCAAAAUGCUACAAGUGUAGCAAACCAGGACAUUUUGCGAAGGAAUGUAGGUCUGCCUCAGAGAACAGAAGUGGCAGUGGGGCGAGUUUUGGAGACAGAAGCUGUUACAUUUGUGGAGAAACUGGACAUAUAUCCAAAAGCUGCAGCAAAAAGAGUGAUGAAUGCUAUUCAUGUGGUCAAAAGGGUCAUAUGCAGAGAGACUGUCCAGAGAAUACAGAUGGCAAGAGAGAGUGCUACAAUUGUGGAAAAAUAGGUCACUUUGUCAGAGAUUGUCCAAUGUCUGAAGAUAAAGGGAUAGAUGCUGAAACUGGCUGCUACAAGUGUGGUAGGGAGGGCCAUUUUGCACGGGACUGUGGUACAAAAUGCUACCGUUGUGGAAAGACAGGCCAUUUUGCACGCGACUGUUCCUUGGAUGCAACAACGGUUUGCUACAAGUGUAAUAAACCAGGCCAUUUUGCUCGUGAUUGUACAUCUGAAAGCCAGUCCUGUUACAACUGUGGCCAACAAGGCCACUUGAAGCGGGACUGCACACAGAAGGUUCAAAAUGAUGUGAAAUGUUACCGUUGUAAUGAGACUGGACACUAUGCACGGGAUUGCACAACUGAGUAACGAAACAGGACCUAAAGUGUUAAUUCUGAACUGAACUCUCCCCACUUAGUUAUUUGAGGCUAGUAAAACCCUAAUUACUCAAGUUUAAACUUAGUUUGGGUCAAGAAUCUGUUAAAAUUAGUUCUCUACAGGUUAAAGUGUAUAUGCUUAUUGGUAAUGAUGAUCAGUUUCAUUGCCAUUUUAGAGGCUUUUUUCCCUCCAUUUGAGUGCUUUGUGUUCCACUCUGUACAACACAUGAAAGUGAUCAGUGACACUUGAGGAACAUUGCAAUAGCUGAAAGCUUGAAAGUAGGUAGUUUCCUCUUUUUUAGCAAACCUUCAUUUCUUAUCUACCUUAACUUAUUGUCUGUGUAGUUUUACAAUGCCUUGUUUGAUAAUAAGUUCAAUUCAAUUGUUAGAAGAAUCGUUAUAUGUAUGUAAGUUGUUUCAAAUUGUAAUUGGACUGGUUUGAAUAUGAAUGAAAAUUGGUGUCUUUUUUUAUUGUAUAAGGUAUUGAGAACAUUCUUUGGCAAGCUACUGAUCUUUGAUUAAUUGAAUCUAUUGAACACUUAAUUUUGUUAACCCUUUAACCCCUAGGAGUGAUUUGCAUCUAAUUUAUCCUUAUAACAUCACCCCUUAAUCACACACAAAGAUCAGAAAACUUAGGAAAUGAUCACAAACUAAAGAAGCUCUUGACUGUCAAAUUCUUCUCGUCAGCACCUUAGGAAAUGUAUGAAGAACAGUAUGGAGGAAUAUGCAUACUGAUGUUAGGGUGGGAAGGGUUAACAGCUUUUUAAGUGAGAGUGUAUUUUGGAUGUAGUAUUUGUAAUUUUUCAUUUUACAGUCAUUCAAAUGAAACACUGGUCAGAUUCAAGUGCACCAUUUGUUACUGAUGCACUUAUCAUUUUUAUUUUCACUUUGCCUGUAUUAACCCUUUAACUCCCAUGAGUGAUCAAGACAGAAUUUCUCCUUAUAAUAUCAAUACAAUAUCAAGCAGACAAGUGAUGAGAAUAAAGAUAAAUAUUAAUUAGGAGAUUAUAUGUUGAUCCAAUACCAAAUUCUCCAAAUCAACAUCACUACAACUGUAUGACAGACAGUAAAGAGAAUUACUAAUGAGAUCUUGGGAGUUAAAGAGUUAAGGCAAAGCACUGGAGCACUCCAGAUUAUGUGAACUACUAGUGAAACAAAAAUAACAACGUACAUAUUUAGAUUUUCCAUACUGGUAACAGUAGACAUGGUUUUUUUCAAGACUGUGUAUUUGCUGGCAAUUUAUACCUUGUGUUGCAUAACACAUCAGUCAAACACCAGGCUUGCACUAGAGGAGUAAUUCUGACUGGCUGUGCACCAAUUUCCCAUGCAAAAUAUCAAAAGGAAACAUAUAUAGAAAACAACAACUGGCUCCCAAAAUAAGCAAAAGAAAGCAGAAAUGUUCACAGAAAUCUAUCAAAGGCAACAAAAGUAGGACAAAGGAAAAUCAAUAAUUAUUCAAACAAAAGGCUUGCUUUAAUGUGAGUAUCCUGUUGAUAUACCUUUGCUUUACCAGCAAAAUGUUUUUAAAACACCCUGACUUACUGGUUUGUGUGUUUUUGUCACCUGAGUGAGACAACUUGGUUCUGACUGCCUUAAAACAAGCCACUUAGUCAUUACAAUGUUUGUACAUGCACAGACAUGGGACUGCUGUGUUGUAGUACAUGUAGUUUCAUGGGAAAUCUGUGUUAAGCCAGUUAUUAAUUUGUGUGCUAUUUAGUAGCCCAAGAGGUGGUGCAAAUUAAGAAAAACACUUCCUGAUUGUGGUAUUGAUUUGUUCUUUGUGUACAUUAUAAUGUUGAAGAGAGGGUCAGUCAUAACUUAUUACACAUGGUAAACUAACUGCACACCUACAGUAACUGCACACCUACACCUCCCCUAACCUAACAGCAGUUGACUGAUAUCAAAUAAGGGUUAUUGUUGGGUUACGGGAGGGGUAGAUGUGCAGUUACUUAGAUAUUGACUUUGACCCAAAGAGUUUUAACCCACAUUGAGUGCAACCAACUUCAGACUACCAAGAAUCAGACAAACAAAAUUCGAAGAGGUUGUGGAAUUCUCAUUUUUCCUGUGGAAGUCUUUUGGAAUACAUUGUUUUAAUGAAAUGAGCAGUUUUAAUCCUGGAACUUAAAAUCCUUUUCACAUCCUUACAAAAUGAGGGAUUUUAAGAAUGUUCAAAACCAAAAGCGAAAGUGUCUAUUUAUUAGUAAACAAUAGAGAAAUUUAAUUAUUUUUCAAAUUGUAUUUCUAAAUGUUUGUAGUGCUGAAGAAGCUGUGGAGUUGAAAUAAAGUUGACUCAGGUGUUAUGAGAUGUACAA
Messenger RNA from Pocillopora verrucosa, 3117 nucleotides. Its product is annotated as CCHC-type zinc finger nucleic acid binding protein. The record is from RefSeq and is a predicted model, not a curated record. Gene Ontology annotation, molecular function: single-stranded RNA binding; translation regulator activity; zinc ion binding. NCBI's taxonomy places the organism in Eukaryota, Metazoa, Cnidaria, Anthozoa, Scleractinia, Pocilloporidae. Gene Ontology annotation, cellular component: cytoplasm. Gene Ontology annotation, biological process: positive regulation of cytoplasmic translation.